ACACACAUGACCGAUACGGACAGGUCCUCAGAUCCUACAGAAGAAGAGAGUUCUAAAGAGAAUUGUCAGAGCCCAACUCUUGGAGGUGGUAUUUUGAAGUACAAGACCCGAUCUCAAGGGGCGGCAACUCGCUUAGAAUCUGUGGGAGAAGAUGAUGAGUUGACAGUAGAAAAUGGAGAUGUGAAUUAUGAACUACCAAUGAAAUAUUCCCGGGGAGGCAGAAAGCAUUCCUUACCGCAGCAUUUGGACACAGGAACCAGACAAGAAUACCACAUUGUUAAGAAAUCCACUCGUUCGUUGAGUGCAGCUCAGGUUGAAUAUCCGUGGCGACUUACCCAGCCAUCUAUUAUCUCCAACAUUGUUCUGAUGAAGGGGCAGGGCAAGGGUCUUGGAUUCAGCAUUGUGGGGGGACAAGAUUCUGCCCGGGGUCGUAUGGGCAUUUUUGUAAAGACAAUUUUUCCAAAUGGGGCUGCAGCAGCUGAUGGCAGGUUAAAAGAAGGAGACGAACUUCUAGAGGUUAAUGGGGAAUCAUUACAAGGGCUGACGCAUCAGGAGGCAAUUCAAACAUUCAAACAACUCAAGAAAGGUGUGGUGACUCUCACAGUACGAACCAGACUUCGCAGCCCAAGCCUUACACCCUGCCCAACUCCCACUUUACUCAGCCGGUCCAGUUCUCCCAGCUCCAGUGCCAGUGGAGCAGCCUCAUUUCCCAGUGGAGAAGAUGGAGAUACUUCCUCUUCUAGUCGUAAAGGACCUGGACCAAAGGACAGAAUCGUCAUGGAAGUCACUCUAAAUAAAGAACCUGGGGUUGGCCUGGGCAUUGGUGCUUGCUGCCUCACCUUGGAAAACAGCCUUCCUGGUAUAUAUAUUCACAGCUUGGCUCCAGGAUCUGUGGCUAAAAUGGAUGGAAGAUUAAGCCGUGGUGAUCAGAUCCUGGAAGCAGAUUCGGUCAGUUUGCGUCACGCAGCGCUGAGCGAAGCUUAUGCCAUUUUAAGUGAAUGUGGACCAGGCCCGGUUAGCCUUAUCGUUAGCCGACAUCCUAACCCAAAGGUUUCUGAACAGGAGAUGGAUGAAGCCAUAACACGAACCACCCACAGAGAAAACAAGGAUGUCUCUUCUCCUCAGUCCUCAGGAAACCUGCCAAAAAGUCCAUCUCCAGGCGUGAAGUCUAAACAGACAGAAGCUUCCUCGCCCCUGAGCUGGACAAUGAAACGUUUCUUGGAGCCGGCGAGUCGGCAGAGCUCCAUCAAUUCUGAAACGGAGCUUUCCCAAUACUUCUUACAAGAUGGGGCAAGCCAAUUGUCCCUCUCGGAGACUACAGUGACUGGAUCCAGUGAUGAAGAGCAGUUUCGACCCAAGAGUAGGAGCAGUUCCCUAGAAGAGAGUUUUCUUUCUUCUGGCCUUCCAGCUGCCAAAGAUUCCAGUCUGUGCAGUUCACCAGCUGUUGGCAGUGGCUCACCUGGUCCUCACAGCAAGCCAAGGGAGACAGCUGCUCGGCAUGUUAGUUUUAGCGACAGCCCCAAAGGGACCCAGUCUGCUUUCCAAAGACAGAGAAGGAUUGCCUUUUAUGAUGGAGAUGUGAGUGAUGAGGAUGACUUUACCAAACAAGAUGGAGUCUGUUUCCAAAGAGGAUCGAAGUCAAAAGGUCAAAGGAAAGGAGACAAUGACUGUAGUAUUUCCACUGCAGCUCCUUCAGCACAAAAUGGAGAUACCAGGCAGGAGAGAGAAUCUGCAACAAAUACCUACAGUGACUUAGCUGCCACCAGCUCUGGGAAUCUGAACGAGAGCCCUGGGGAGCAUACACCAGACACCCCUUUUCUUCUCGAUAAAGAACUUCAUCAUCUUCCAGAGCUUCAUCCAGGCUACUUGAAUGUGAAGGACUUUCGAGAGGAACAGCUAGAAUCUAAGAGGUCUCCUAAGCUAGAACAUAAAGCCGUCACUCGAGUGAAAAGCCUGAUGAGUAUUGAAUACCAUGGAAUCCCAAGGCCCAAGAACGAGGAACAUGGUGCUUGCAGCAGAGCCAGUGGGAAGGUCCUUCCAUCUAUCCAGAAGAAUGAAGCCCAAGAGAGUCCCCUAGAGCAGGGCCACGUGGAAUCAAUUACUUUAUCUCGGAAUGAAAACGAGUCCUUUGGCCUGGAUCUUGAAAUUCAUGCCAACCCUUUGCGCAUCGUCAUAACAGGCUUGCAACCAGGCGGAGCAGCUGAAAGGGCAUCCAUGGGAAGGAUGGUCCCGAGAGAUGAGAUCCUUUCUAUCAAUGGUAUCCCCAUCCGUGGAUUCUCUUAUGAGGAAGCUUGUCAAUAUGUAAGACAUCUUCCCACCUCCAUUACACUGGACAUCCAGAAAGCCAUUUUGCAGGCAGACGAGACAGUUCAGAAAGAAUCAAGCAGUGUUAUUGUGAUGAAAGAAGAAAGCAGCUUUGCAUAUGAGAAAGAACCUUUGGAAUCUCCUCUGGAUUGUAUGGCAGAAAGGACAGGAUUGGUGUCUGAUGCUAACACUAAGGUGGUACCAGCAGAUCCCUCAGAAAUCCACUCUAUACAAGACGCUUCUGUGGUACUAUUAGAAGAGAUUGAUGACUUCUCUGGCAAAAUGAAUUCCCCAGAAGAAAAAGAUGGUAACUGUUUAUUAGUCAAGAACAGACAUACCAAGGAAAAUAGUUUUGUGGUGGCAGAAGAAGCUCAGCCGAAUUCUGUAUCAAAUAUAAUUAAAAACGAUCUUGUAGGGAGAGCUGCAAAUUCUGUUACUAAUACACAAGAGACCUUGGUUUUUUCUGUCCUGGAUUCCAUUAAUGCAAGCAAAAUUUUAACUGUAAACCAAAGCUGUCUGAAUACCUAUUCAAGGAAUUUUAGCAGCCUUAGUGAUGACCAUUUGACUGAAAUUGAAACGAAAAGCAACACUAUUCCAAAAUCUAUGUACGCUGCUGCAGAAGAUUCUAGUUCAGACACAGAAUCCUUAGCCGAGAAUCCCGGAGACAGUUCAUCACUCUUACUAUCUGUUUGUGAUAAUCCUUUGGUAACCCAUAAACUAGUUGAAUCAGAUGAGGAGCAAAUAGAAAUUUGCAGUCUGAAUUAUGACCAACAUUGUAUUCAAAACCAGCUGGACACAUCUCCCAUAAAAUCAUCUCAUCAUCCACCAAUUUACCAUUCUUUGAACAACUGUUUGCAGGCAGAAAGCAAAACAGAAAUAGAUUCACCGGAAACAUCCCAUGGAAAAUUUACAUUAGAAAAAUCGCACUUCUCAAAAAACUCCAGUGCAGAACAUAUGGUUCCAUCAACAGCUUUUCAAUCUUCUCCAGAUGUUUCUCCACAAGGGGUAGACAAUUUGGAGCAGGACAGGCCAGUCUGCUCUUCCACUGAGAAUGGUUGUUCAAGGAGUAAAGGAGGAAGUAGCCUGCAGAACCAAGAAAAUUUAAUGGAAAUAUGUAAACAUUCUGUGCCAGAAAUACAUUCCUGUCCAACAGAAAAUAUCAGUAGUUGGGAAGACAACAUGCUAGGCCAAGAUGAACUGGAAAAACCCCAACAGUUGCAGGUAGAAAACGAUUUAGUGACGGACUGUGGAAGCAAUGUACUUGGUAGUCCUUCUGCUGUGACGGGAAAAGGAACCAGUGCUCCAUCCCAGUUAAGAAGAACAGACAGCUAUACUAUGAAGACUGCAAUACAAAAAAUAGUCAACAGUCCCAAAUCUCCCCUUUUGACCAAACCAAAACAUUUGGGCAGAGUCUCUUCUGCUCACAAUUUACUAGGAAAGACUGAAAAAGCCAACACUGUUAUCUCGAAACUCUCAAGUACCAAAACUUCGAAUUCUGCUCAGUGCAAGGGCUUUAGUGUUCCAUACAGUCCCUCUUCUUCCCCUAAAUUACAUCAUGAAACUAAAGGCACUCCGCAAAAGAGUACGGUGGAAACUCUUUCAAAUAAUCAGCAAAACAAAGCAGGGCCUAAAGGAAAGGCUCUUAAUAUUAAAAAUAAAUCCAGGGCUCAUUCUGAUGCUCUUGGCACUGCUCCUGCCAAAGCCGAGGGCGCUGAUCAAAAAAAGAUAACUCUCCCUGCCCAAAGUUCACCCAGGCUCCUUUCAAAGAAAGGUUCCUCACUCCAUAACUUAGCCACCCAUCUGGAACCGCCCAGCAGGAGUCUCUCUAUGGGUUCUAAGAUAUUUCAGCAGCAGGAGGAAGAUCAGGCCCCUUUACUGGGGGCUCAGACAUCCACUCUGCCUGUGUUGAACGGUGAGAGCAGCAUUAUGAAAAAUAAAGAUAAAUCCAUGAUCAAAUCAAAAUUUGGCAGGGCCGGAACAUCAGGAUCACCUAAAGUGGAAAAAGAAGCACAGGUCACCAAGUGGGAGGUUAUGAGCAAUGAAAAAUGGGGGAGAGCUAGCGCAGAUCAUUGUCCAACAAGAGACAGCCCUUCUCAGUCAAAUUCACCUUCUGAAGCCACAUCCAAGGCUUGUGGCCCGAAUGAUAGAACUGAAAACAGGGGGAUGAGUCUGAGUUUGAAUCCUGAUGGAUUGGAAAUGAAGCCAUUACAGUCUGACAAUGCAGGGCUUUUUAAAAAGGAGUCUUCUUGCUUUAUUUAUCCCCCUGCUCGGCAAGAGCAGCCCAGUCAGGAAAUUCAGCGCACUUUCAUUGAAGUAAGGUUAUCUUCCUCGUCCUCCUCUUCCUCCUCAUUAAUUCCUGAUUUGCCCCUAGAGAAGAAAGAAGAUGACAGUAAGACCAGUCAACUCAGAAGCGAAACACUGGAUUGUUGGCAGAGCACUUUCCACAAGGAAGAUGCUCUCAGAGCGUUAAAACCUGUGACAAGGACCUAUUCAGUGCCAGCACAAUUAUCCAGUCAUUUACGGGAAGACAGCAGGGAUAGAGAUCAACCAGCGCAUUGUGUCCAGGAGAUCUUAGGUAAUGUUUCGAGUGCAAACCCUUCUGACUCAGAGUUGGGCCUGCUGGAAAUUGUCCACCUCAGUCUGAGCAAUCAGGAUGCAAAAGCCACAUCUGCCGGCAUCCUGAAAUCAAACAGCGACGAUGGCAGUCCCGUUGCGCAAAAACUGAAAAAAGGCAGAAGGAAUUAUUAUUACUAUGAACUCAAUUGGCCACAUGAUCCCGUUUCUUCUUUUUCUGUAAAGCAGAGAAUUAAAUCGUUUGAGAAUCUGGCUAAUUUUGAUAGGCCUAUGGUCAAAUCCAUAGACCUCCACUCCACCUCCCUCAACUCUAAAUUGCCUGUUGGCCAAAGAUUGUCUGCCGUUUCAGCGACCAGCGUAAACGAUGCGGUCCAGGCCCUGCGACGGAGCUUGAGUUCGUACUGUGGAAGCGAAGUUCCAACUUCUCCAAGGAUCACCAGAUCUUCAACCAGUUCGACAUUAACAAACGUGCCGCAGAAUUUUCCCAAGAGCAGCAAAGAUGAUGGUCAGUUGGAGAAGAGUGGAAGACUUGCUUUGGAUGAACCAGGUAGCUUACCACCAUCUGCCACCAAUGUCCGAAGAAGCAGAGCCUCAGGGGGUCAUAUUAGACACAUGCCCUUGUCUCGUUCCAAACUCCGGGAGCUGAGAGCUCUCAGCAUGCCAGAUCUUGAUAAGCUCUGCAGUGAGGACUUCUCUGUGGAGUCUCAACCUUCACCCAUCAAAACUGAGUUGCAUCUUCCCACUGUUGUGAGAUCCCUUGAUGCUCCCAUUGAAAAUGUUUCCAGGCUGAAUGAAUGUUCAGGAUUAUCCAGUCCUGGCAUGACAAGCAGGCAACAUUCAAAAGAAACCAGUCCUUGGAAUAGUGGCUCUGGAACUCCUGGAUCAACAUCUGAUGAGGAAGGGCUACAGUACGAUGGCAGUCUGAAUAAACUGAACUCGGGGAAAAGCUGGUCUAUCAGCUUGGAUGAAUUGUUGGUUUCCUCUCUGGAUCAGCAGAAAUUGCAGUCUGUUUUAUCUUCGGUGACAACAAAAAACGAUGUUUCUUCUUUGCUUCAGGAAAUCAAAGCACAAGCAGAGAGCAAGGAAGAUAUUUAUUUUGUAGUCUUGAAUAAAGAGGAAGGUUCUGGCCUGGGAUUUAGCGUCGCUGGAGGAAUAGACCUGGAACAAAAAUCAAUCAUCGUCCAUCGGGUGUUUUCCAAAGGGGUGGCUUCCCAGGAAGGGAAAAUUCACCGUGGUGACCUAAUUCUUUCUAUCAAUGGCACUUGUUUGGCGGGUUCUGUCCAUGGGGAUGUCCUCAAUGCGCUCCAUCAGGCCAGGCUCCAUAAAUAUGCCAUCGUGGUCAUCAAAAAGGAGAAAGACAGAGGAAGGAGGCCUCCUCAGAGCAAUGAGAUGCCUACUUCUGAUAGGCCAACUUUGGUGGAUGCAGCCACGGGAAGUGAAGCAGGUCCAAGUGGGGAACUGAAUGGGGCCCUUUGUGUUGAACUUUUGAAGACUUCUGCUGGCUUGGGUUUCAGCCUGGAUGGUGGGAAAGCUUCAGUAUCUGGAGACAGACCUUUGUUCAUCAAAAGAAUUUUUAAAGGUGGUGCUGCUGAACAAGCUGGAAAACUGGAAGCGGGUGAUGAAAUUCUUGCAAUUGGAGGAAAAUCCCUGCUUGGACUCAUGCACUAUGAUGCGUGGAACAUCAUUAAAUCUGUCCCAGAGGGGCCCAUUCACCUGCUGAUCAGGAAGCAUCGGCCGCCAGAAUGACGGAUCCCGAUCUCUGAGUUCCACUUACCUUUUGAGCACAACCUUACCAGUUUUGUUUGCCAGGAGCUGGAAUGGUGGCAUCUGGGAUGUUAUUCUACUAGGUCAGAAUGGUUUAAUCAGUCGAGAAGCAUCAAGAUACAUAUGCAAGACUGGUAUCAAGAGUCAAUAUGGUCAGGCAGCUACCCCAUGUUUAGACCUCAUUGGAGGGCCUCUGGGCACAGUUUGGUUCUCUUAAUUGCAAUCAACUUGUUCACUGAGAAGAUAAAUAAACAAGAACUUAGCAACUCAUCAAAGCGGCUAUUGUCUGCACUGACUCUCUGGAAAGGAGGUGCAGCAGUUCAUAAAAAAUGAGAUAUCUUCAAUAAAUCCCCUAAACUUUGGAGCUGACCUAAGCAAGGAAUUGAUUUAAUGUGUUCUUGUUUUACAGAUGGUGUCUUUCUUUCCAUGCUUAUGGAAGGUGCCAUAAUUUCCCAACAGAUUACUUUCUUCUUACUGAAUUCUUACUCAAUCUUUGCCACUGACACCCAGAAGCAAUGCUUUGGGUUUAUGGUCUGCCCUCCCUCCCUCCCUCCCUCCCUCCCUCCCUCCCCCCCCUCUCUCUCCAGUACACCCAUGGACUGGGGGGAAGGAACAUAAGAUAUGAGAAGACUACAAAGGAGUGGGUGCAAAGUGCACCUGCCACGUAGCCUGAAUAGCUGAUACCAACUAUACAAAUCUAGAGCAAUAAGGGGGGGGGAGAGAGAAUCCCUGCAUUUUAUAAAUUAAAUCAAUGGCUGUUGGUGUCUUUUGCUUUUAAUGCCAAAGAUGGCACAAUGAAGUGUUUUGCAUUGGUUCUAUGGAAAGUUCGGUAGUAUACAGGGGGCAAAAGAGAGAGAGAUUGCAUUUGGUUUCUUAUUAUUAUAAUGAAGAGUUUUGGUAUCUUCUUUUCCAUCACUUCGGGUUAUUGUUCCCAGCAUUUGUAGCUCACUGAAGGUGAAGCUCUCGGAUUUAGUUCUGGGCAUCUCCAACUCAACCGUCUUGAAUAUCAGAACAUGCAGAGCUGGAAAAGGAUUUUGCCAAAGAUCUGGAAGAGCUGUUGCCCACUAGAACAGCACAUGCUCAGCUUAGAAGGACCAGUGGCCUGAUUUGGUGAAAGACUGCUUCAUAUAUUGAUCUGGAAGCCACCGGCCCCGCAAAGGACACCUCAGGUUUAGCCAUGAACUCAUUUUCAUGGUCCUUCUUAAACUCUUAUCACAAAGAGAAGUAUUUGCCGUAAAUUUUGUAAACUGAUAACUAUUUAUUGGGAAACGUACUAUGUAUUAGGAAACCUGAGUGUCUUUUAAAACGUCUGAAUGAUUUGAAUGUGUCUGUCUGAAAUUUUUACAUUUUGUAAAUCAAACUGAGUGAUGAAAUUGUCCAAUAUGGAUGACUACAAGGGUUUUCUAGAUAUACCAGGUAGUUUUGACUUCAGCUGCUUUUGUGGGUCCAGCAUGCUUUUAGUUUUAAAAAAAUGAGAAGGUCUGGGGAAAAAAUAUGUGUUUUCUAUUGUAGAGGUAAGAAUUUUUUCAAGGACCUGGGGAGCGCUAAUGAAAAUGUCUCAGCUGUCAAUAUUAAAUCACCAAACCUGGAUGUGACACUAUAUGUAGAUUGAAGAAUAGAUACAGGGAGAAAAUAUAAUAAUGGUUGUUUUUCUAGGACAGUUUAGUAGGGAUAUAAUGUUCAGUGUUUAUCAUCUAAAAUCACAGUUAUUGGCCUCUAGAAUUUAAAUUGGAAGAAUUUUAGAAAAAUAGAACUUACAUCUUCCUAAUGCCAAGGAAGAUACACUUUAUUAAAAUAAGGCAGUAAACCAAGAUCACAUUUUUACAGAAAGGCAUUCUUGAUUUGCCUAAAAUUGCAUUCAAUACUUUUGAGAUAAAAUGGAAGAAACCAUUGAUAAAGACAGUUUCAGUUGUGAAAGUAAAGAUUAUUUUAGUUGUGCUCUAUUCCUGAUUACUACUUGCAUGUAUCCUUUGUUUUUUGUUUUGUUUUGCAAUGGUAUGAAAUCAUUUGCUGUUACCCACUUCAUUUUUACUUCCUAAGGGUUUUUUUUAGCUUCUUGACUUUUCAUUCUAGUCUACAGCUUGUAGUUCCAGUGUUCCUCAUCACCAGGUCUGAUCUGCGUAGCUUUUUGAAGAACUCUCAGGUGCUGCCACCUCCUGUGACUUUCAAAACAAAGAGAAAACAAAUUACAAGUCCGGGCCUGAAAGUGUGGGUUUUCUGAAUUUCAAUUCUAUAUGGCCAUAACUUCCAAUUCUAUUCUAAAAUGUUGGUUUUAGCAGGUUUUUUGUGCCUCUGUGGUAGCAGUUUCUUAAAUAGACGGUUAAAGAGUCUGUGUGAUUGCACGUGUUCCCUCUAGAUUGUGGAAAAUGUGUAUGUAGUUCACAAUCUCAAAAUGAACAAAAAUUACUUUUAUUUACACACUUCAUCACAGUAUCACAUGCACUAAUUCUGAAUACUUCUACACAUAGUCAAAGCACAUGCCUGACAAAUCAUUUUAGUGGGGAAAUUAUUUUAAGCAGAGAGCUAAAUGAAAGGGAGGUUGGGGAGAGGCAGGUAUCAGCACAAAGCGGUAUGAUAAUCCUAAAAUAAAUUGGAGGGGGGAUUAGUUUUCAAGGAAAUGACAAAUAUUGGAAAUUAAUUAAAUAUAUAUAUAUAUUGUUCCUGUUGCCUUAAAUUCCUAUGUCACUAUCAAACCCUCAAUUCCAGAUUUUAAACACCAAAUGAGAUUUAUAUUUAUGACAAAACCAUUUACACCAAGCCAUAUCACCCUUGUGGUGAGUGGAUUUAUUUUGUAUAUUUAUUUGAAGCCACAUAUUCACAGGGUGGGGCUAAAAACAAUCAAAGUGGCAGCUGCAACCAAUGUGAUUCAAGCCCUAACCUCAUUUUUAGGUGCAUCAGGAUGUAUCUAAAAAGAGGCGGGGCUUUGCACAAGCACAAUCUCUUCCAUGAUUUUGGGGGAAACCUCUACAGACGACCCCAAUCCAUAUGGGCAUUUACAAGAAGUGCUUUCAGGAAAAAAAAUGCAUUUAAUGGAGAUUUAUUGCAAAUUGAUUGCAAUCCACUUUACCACUUUACCCUUGCUGGUAACAACAUUCAGCGUUUGAUCUAGUUAGCCCCUAACUCAAGUCAUAUCUUUUCCAGGACCUUGGACAGCUCACCAUCAUGCUAGGUCUAUCAAAAUCAUCAUUACAACCCGUUAGCACAAUUUUAUUCCACGGCCCUAUUCACUUUCUGCAGGAAGGACUUAGUAUAACACAAGCCACUUAAUGGGAUUGGCAAGGCAAGGCAUUAUACCAUCAGUCCCUUCCUUCUUGGUUAGGCAGGCAACAGAAGGUGGAGCUUGGGGCCCUGCAACCAAUCAAUGGUUGAGAGGUGUGUCCUGCAAAGGAGAAGUUUGUUGUUUCAGAAUCUCUGGGUUCAGUUUGUUUUUUCUCAGAGUUUGCAAUCUGAGGCUGAAGGGAGCUUAACCAACCAUCUUUGCCUCCACAUUAAUGUUUGCAUAAAAGACCAUUUCUGUAAAAUAUUUCAGCCUCCUUCCCCAACAGUCGUAAUUUGCAAUGGUCACAAAGUAGAUUGGUCACAUGACUGAUUUGAUUUUAUGACUUGUUUUACAGCAGUCAUUAAGCGAAUACCGUAGUAAUAAAGUGACCACCAUGGUCAUUAAGCUAACCCAAAGCUUCCUAGGGGCCAGUUUUGCCAAAACCCAGAAGUCAAUGCUGAUUUCCAAAAAAACCAUCAUCAAAUACAUUCAUGUGACCUCUGGACACCACAAAUGGCUGUAAAUGUACCCCAGUUGCCGGGUGCUUGAAGUGUGGUCAUAUGACCGAGGAGGGGUCUGACCAUCAGAACUUCGCAUUCAGAUAAUAAGUACCUUCCUCAGGUAAGUCCAUCUGAACUUCAAACAGUUGCUAGGCAACCGGUUGUAAGUUAAGGACUACCUGUAUCUUUAUACAGAAAUGAAUCGCCAUCUGUAAAUCUUCCUCAGCUUGCUCUUUCCAUUUUCUUUUUCCUGUUAAGAGUGAGUUACCCAAAAUUAGUGCCAUGCAGAAGCAUAGGAACUACAAAUACCAAAAUUCUGUAGCCAAUAUGGCCAAAGGGAUUCUGGUAGUAUGUAAUGCUGAUAUAACAUUAAAUUAGUAGGCAGCAAAAUUGAAAUCUAAGCACUGGCUGAUACAUUGCCUACCAUUGCACGGUUGGCAUGCUGGUAUUUCCUUCCAGAAUUGCUAGGAUAAAGGCAUCUUUAAAUUAAGAUGUUUUGUCUGCAACUUCGCCAUCAGUCACUUAAUCUAUACAUGAAAAGUGAACUUAAUGUAUUAUAAUUUUAUAAAUAUUAAUUUGGAAUCAUGACCAGGGUAUUCAGAAUGUAUUCAGACUGUGUAAGUCCAUCUGUUCUCCAGACACACAAGUUAAUUAUGUGAAAAAAUGAAUAUCGUUUAAAAUGUAUGAUUAAUUUUAUUUUUAUGCUGUCUUUUACCUUGCUCUAGACAUCAAUUAUCUAUCCCUGUUACUGAUGAGCUGUCAGCUUGAUAAUAAUAAUUUUGAAUUAGUGGAUCUGAAAUUAGCAUAUCGCAGAAACUGGGUGGAAUAUAUAUUUGUCGUGUCAUUGAAAGUGGCACCUUGUAAGGAACAAAUUGAGCAAGGGAGUUGUACAGUAACACAAUGGAAAGAUGGGAGAACUCAAAAUCACACCAUAGUUGAGGAGACAGUAAACAUCUCAUGGGUUAUAGAGAGCAAACUAGGUGCUUAGCAGAUUAAUUUCUACCUUUGGAACGUUUAUGUGAUUCCCAAUGGAUGAUCUCAGAGUUAGCCACCCAGACAUAAAUUUACUACCCCCUCUUACCCAGGUGUGUGUCAAAAAAGUCAAAAUGGCCUCCCAAGCACACAAUUAAAAUACCUGAUUCGUGUAAAAAAAGGGGCAGGGCUUGGUGUGAUUACAGCUGCCAUCUUUACUUUUUUGACUUCUCCUGGCAACACCACUGCCUCUUGUAUGAAACAGGCCACAAUUCUGUGUGAGUGUUUUUUUUUUAACUGCAACACAUUACUUCCAGUACGAUGUUGUAUAUUAACACAAUCGUUUUUAUAAAUAUGUCCUUUGUGUUCAGGUUAUUUUUAAAUGCCUUGUUGUAAAAAGAUAAGUGCAAUAAUGGACGUAGACUGUGUACCUUUCCAAAUGUGCUUUACUCCAAUUGUCUGAAUGAGCAUCUCUUUAAAAAAAAACAGUUUCACCACAAUUUUUUUAGUGACUUCUAAAAAUAAAUAAUAAUGUUACUUUA
Crotalus tigris (Tiger rattlesnake) is the source of this 11915-nucleotide messenger RNA. Its product is annotated as PDZ domain-containing protein 2-like. NCBI's taxonomy places the organism in Eukaryota, Metazoa, Chordata, Lepidosauria, Squamata, Viperidae. The transcript has 19 exons. The record is from RefSeq and is a predicted model, not a curated record. Gene Ontology annotation, molecular function: protein binding. Bases 7 to 6624 code for a protein of 2205 amino acids.